Molecule: messenger RNA, 1303 nt
Organism: Amyelois transitella
Lineage: Eukaryota; Metazoa; Arthropoda; Insecta; Lepidoptera; Pyralidae
Gene: Ddrgk1
Product: DDRGK domain-containing protein 1
Exons: 5
Source: RefSeq, a predicted model, not a curated record
UUUGUAACAGCUGGAGCGAGGCCUAGGGCUGUCGCACAAAGAGAUGGAGGCCCAGGAAGAGUUCAGGCAGUGAGAAAUCAAAGGGCGCGGAUGAGAGCAAAUGCUGCCAGACAUCAAGCUGCUCUUGUUGAGGAAGAUCCAGAUUUAGUUGAAGAAGCUGAAGAGGAUGCGAUCCCGGAAACCACACAAAAAGUGGACUUUGAGGAUAGAAUGGGAGCCAAGAAAAGGGCGAAAUUGGAAGCCAAAUUAGAGAAGAAAAAGGCAAGGGAAGCGGAAGAGCAAAUGCGGGAGAUUAAAAAGAAGAAAGAUGAAGAACUCGAAGAAGAACGAAAGAAAUUGGAGGAGAAACAAGAGGAAGCAGAACGUCUACGUGAAGAGGCCGAACGUAAAGCUGAAGAGGAACGUAAAAGACGAGAACAGGAGGAGUACGAAGCGCUGAAGGCUGCUUUCACCGUGGACAGCGAGGGAUUUGAAGAGAAUGAAGAAGAGGACAAGGACAGUUUGCUGCGGGACUUUAUUGAGUAUAUCAAGGCUCAAAAAGUGGUGUUGCUGGAAGACCUAGCAGCGCAUUUCAAACUGAAAACCCAGGCGGCCAUAGACAGAAUCACAGAUCUCCAAGCAACAGGCGAGUUGACUGGCGUGAUUGACGACAGGGGGAAGUUUAUAUACAUUUCACAGAAGGAGUUGGAGGACGUCGCCAAAUUCAUCAAACAAAGAGGCAGAGUUUCCAUCACGGAUCUAGCUGAGAGCAGCAAUGAGCUGAUCAACCUUACCCCUUUGACGGUUUAGUUGUUUUUUUUUUUUUUGUACAGUGGCCGGCAUAUAUGUAAUUUGACUUAUGUGGAGUAUAAGUGCACAGCUCUGAUAAUCUUAAAAGAUUUUUUUUUAUUUUGUGACUGUAAUGUAAAUGUGCCUUCCGUUACAGCAUUUAUGCCAUUUUUCUUAACCGCCUUUAAAAAAAAGGUGGUUCUCAGUUUAUGUAUAUACAGGUGUAUGUAUCUCUUGUUUCGCUGAAAAGUAUUUGUAUAAUACACUUGGGAAAAAGAAGAAUAUCGAUUGGAGGCGGUUUUUGUUUACAAAAGUUAUUUUGUUUUUAUAUUUAAUCUGCUCGUCAUAAGCGGCUAUAAAACUGAUGCGUUCAUAAUAUUUAAAGAGUCUACUAAGGUCUAGCACAAUACUUAAUAGAACAUGUGGCAUAUUAUUAUGUAAUAUUGGUACAUAAUUUGUUAAUAUAAACAAGCAAUUGUUAUUUUUCUAAGUCAGAGUGUGUAAAAAAAAAGGUAUAUUGUUAAUACACAAAAAU